Raphanus sativus (radish) is the source of this 1180-nucleotide messenger RNA. RefSeq names its product early nodulin-like protein 2. The transcript has 2 exons. Bases 53 to 1003 code for a protein of 316 amino acids. The record is from RefSeq and is a predicted model, not a curated record. Lineage: Eukaryota; Viridiplantae; Streptophyta; Magnoliopsida; Brassicales; Brassicaceae. Gene Ontology annotation, cellular component: plasma membrane. Gene Ontology annotation, molecular function: electron transfer activity.
GUCACACACUCACACAAACCCCAUUUCUCUCAUAAUCUUUUAGAAAAAAAACAUGGCGUUUACAAAAACCAAAAGCCUCUGUUUCUUCACGUUCCUCCUCUCUUUCUCAACCAUCUCCGUCGCACGGAGGUUCGGAGUCGGAGGUAGCGGCGCGUGGGUUCCAAACCCCCCGGAAGAUUAUGGAUCUUGGGCUGGAAAGAGCCGUUUCCUAGUACACGACACACUCUAUUUUACCUACGCCAAGGGAGCUGACUCUGUUCUAGAGGUCAGCAAGGCUGACUACGACGGAUGUAACACCAAGAAUCCGAUCAAGAGAGCCGACGACGGAAACUCAGAGAUCUCGCUUGAUCGUUCUGGUCCGUUUUACUUCAUCAGCGGUAAUGAAGAUAACUGUAAGAAAGGGCAAAAGCUUACUGUCGUCGUCUUGUCUGUUAGAACUUCGACUCCGCCUCCUCCACAAGCCGCUACGCCGGGAAACUCUCCGCCGGGUUCAUUGCCACCUAAGUCUUCUUCCCCCGUUUCUCCGGCUACUUCUCCACCGGCCCCUAUGCCACCUAAAUCAUCUUCCUCCCCUGUUUCUCCGUCCUCUGCUCCGGUGACUUCUCCGCCGGGAUCAAUGUCACCUAAGUCUUCUUCCCCUGUUUCUCCGAUGACUUCUCCUCCAUCACCUCCGUCCUCUGCACCGGGCUCUUCACCGUCUGGAUCAAUGGCACCCAAAUCUUCUUCAGCCGUUUCUCCAUCUUUGGCUCCGGGAGAAUCUCCUUCCUCCAUUUCAUCUUCCCCGUCUGGGAUGGGUCCCUCCGGAGAUGCUCCCUCAGGUUCGGCGAUGGGGCCAUCAGGCUCGGGGAUGGGUCCCUCUGGAGAUGGACCGUCAAGCUCCGGUGGUAUUAAUGCGCCGGCGGAAGCUCCAGGCGAGAAAAAAUCCUCUGCUAAUGGUAUGGCCGUUAUGUCGGUAACUACAGUUUUAAGUCUCUUCCUAACCAUCAUCCUUAUGUCAACUUAAUAACACUUCGAGGCUAUAUAGAUUCAUGUCGGAAUUGAUUUUCUCGAUACUAUUGGUCUAGUUUCAUUCUAGUCUCUGCUUCUUCUUUUGUUAAUUGGUUACGGCUUUACAUCGUCAGUAUAGUUUGAUAACUUGGUUUGUUGUAAUAAAUAAUAGAGACACCAUAUUGUGCUUAAA